AUGCAAUUAACUACUUUAUUAUCUGCUGCUGCCGUUGCUGCCGUCGCUUUCGCUGCCGACGUUUCUGGUGACAUUACUUACGUUGAUGUUACUACUACCCCAGAAGUUACUGUUUCUGCUGUUUCUACUGUCAAGACCACAUCUACUCCAGUAACUACUACUACUGUGGCCACUACAACUAGUGCCCCAACCACCACCGCUACCGCUGUUUCUUCUGCUACUACUACCAGCUCAGUUGCUGCCGCUUCCACUACCACUGCCGCUGCUGCCACUACUGCUGCCUCCACUGCCGCCACCACUGCUUCUAUUGCUACUGUUGCUGCCAUUUCUCAAAUCGGUGACGGUCAAAUCCAAGCUACCGCCAACACUGCCAGCACUACUCUAGCAACUCUUGCUGUUGUAUCUCAAAUCAGCGAUGGUCAAAUCCAAGCCACUAACCAUACCAUCUCUGCCUACGAGGGUGCCGCCAACUCCGUCAAGGUUGGUGCUGGUGCCUUAGUCGCUGCUUUCGCCGCUGCCUUGUUAUAG
Messenger RNA from Tetrapisispora phaffii CBS 4417, 528 nucleotides. RefSeq names its product Tos6p (gene TOS6). Gene Ontology annotation, molecular function: structural constituent of cell wall. The transcript has a single exon. Lineage: Eukaryota; Fungi; Ascomycota; Saccharomycetes; Saccharomycetales; Saccharomycetaceae. Bases 1 to 528 code for a protein of 175 amino acids. Gene Ontology annotation, cellular component: cell wall. The record is from RefSeq and is a predicted model, not a curated record.